Molecule: messenger RNA, 96 nt
Organism: Blumeria graminis f. sp. triticale
Lineage: Eukaryota; Fungi; Ascomycota; Leotiomycetes; Helotiales; Erysiphaceae
Source: the annotation of a GenBank genome assembly
AUGCCAUGGCGAUACGGUUUGGAAAAGCUACUGGGGAAAGAUUACAAACGUGGAUCACGUUUGCAACUGGGCCUAUACCAAAUAAUUACUACUUAG